Xyrauchen texanus (razorback sucker) is the source of this 7646-nucleotide messenger RNA. RefSeq names its product period circadian clock 3 (gene per3). Gene Ontology annotation, cellular component: nucleus; cytoplasm. The record is from RefSeq and is a predicted model, not a curated record. Gene Ontology annotation, biological process: entrainment of circadian clock by photoperiod; negative regulation of transcription by RNA polymerase II; circadian regulation of gene expression. NCBI's taxonomy places the organism in Eukaryota, Metazoa, Chordata, Actinopteri, Cypriniformes, Catostomidae. Gene Ontology annotation, molecular function: transcription corepressor binding; transcription cis-regulatory region binding. The coding region runs from base 465 to 4247 and encodes 1260 amino acids. The transcript has 22 exons.
CGCGGCUUCGACCGAUUAAACUCACGUUGGAAUAAUAUGUAGCGCUUCGGCCGCUAAUGUAAUCGAGGGAUGCACGAGAAACUAGAACAAGCUUAUUAUUGAUCAUUGAAUAUAAUCAAGCGUCUUUAACAGAUAUCAAGCGUGCUAAAGAGUGGAUUUGUGGCUUUAAUGUUGGUCUGAUUCUAACGGAAGUUUAACAAGACAAGAAACGCAGGAGGAAAUCCAACACGGCGAGCUGCUUCCAUUAAUUUCCACUGAGCUUACACACACACUGUUGUUGUGAUUUAAGUUCUCUGAACAGUCGGCAUCAAUGGAACCACUACGUGAACACCGAUCAGAUUCAACCUUGUUAAAGAUCAUCAGACACAUGGAUUGCUCUAUCAAGAAACAUUGUUAAUGUGGAUAAAGGUAACAGAGCAUCUCGAUAUCGGAGCAAAGGAUCCAUAGAGGAAUUUCAUAGGGGGAUGCAAGGAGGAGACAGCUAUCCAGAUGGAGAAGAGGAGUGCUAUUCUCCAGGCUCUAGCGAGCGAGUGGGACAGGCGGACCAAACAAACAAUGGUCAGGAGCCAGCCACCAGCGGAACUGGGUCUGGAUCGGGCUCAGGGGGGGAGGAGGAGGAGGCCGAGGACCGGCGAGGAGGAGCCAGCGAAGGUGAGAGCUCGGCAGGGUGCGAGGAGAGCAGUGGAGAACGUUCCGGUGGCGAGCAGACGCAGGAUGAUGUAGAUAUGAACAGCGGUGACGACUCCAGUAGCGGUAAUGACCGCAUUGGUGGAUCACGACAUCAUCAUUCGUCCUCGGCCAAUUGCAGUCCUGGAAGUACCACAGGAUCAGGCAGCACCAAGAGCUCAAAAUCUGCUUCUGGUUCCUCGUCCUCCAGUUACCACAGCUCUCAUCGCAUGGAGUGCAGUGAGCAGACGGAACACUGCCGAGAGCAGACGCACAGAGAGAUGAUGCAGAUGGUGAAGGAGAUGAAGAAAAGGCUGCCAUCUGAGAAGAGAAGCCGCAGCAAAGCCAGUACUGUAGAAGCACUGAACUACGCUCUCAACUGUGUCAAACAAGUUCAAGCAAACAGCGAGUACUACAACUUACUAAUGAGCAGCGGUCUCGAGGAGAGACGAGACAUGACGGUGUGCAACUUAGAUGAGCUGGAGGGGAUUACAUCCGAACACACGCUGAAAAACACGGUACGUCCCUACUGCAUUUCCACCGAGUUUGUGCUGGUGUUCUCGCUGGCCUCUGGGAAGGUUGUGUACGCGUCGGAACAGGCCUACAGCGUGCUGCACUGCAAACGGAAGUUUCUGGAAUCUGCCAAGUUCGUGGAGCUGCUGUACCACCAGGACGUUAACGUGUUUUACUCGCACACGGCACAACCGUGCCUGCCACCCUGGAAUGUGGGCAGAGACAACACGCCGGUUCCAUUUAAAUGUGCCCAGGUCAAAUCCUUCUUUUGUCGGAUAAGGGGAGGGAAAGACAGAGAUGGAGAGAUUCGUUAUAUUCCUUUCCGGAUCACUCCAUACCUUCAGAAGGUUCAGGGGUCGUGCGUAGAGCCGGAGCCCUGCUGUCUGGCCCUCGCCGAACGCAUCAUCUCCGGAUACGAGGCCCCUCGUAUUCCCAUGGACAAGCGCAUAUUCAGCACGACACAUUCGCCUGGCUGUGUCUUUUUAGAAGUGGAUGACCGUGCUGUGCCUUUGCUCGGCUACCUUCCUCAGGACCUGAUUGGAACUUCAGUGUUGACCUGCCUCCAUCCAGAUGAUCGGCAUCUUAUGCUUUCCAUGCACCGCAAAAUUCUAAAGUAUGCGGGUAAGCCUCCAUUUGAGCACUCGCCCAUCCGGUUCCGGUGUCAGAACGGAGACUACAUCACCCUGGACUCCAGCUGGUCGAGCUUCAUCAACCCUUGGAGUCGCAAGGUGGCCUUCAUCAUUGGCAGGCACAAAGUUUGCUCUGUGCCUCUAAAUGAAGACGUUUUUGCUGCACGGAUUAAAGCAGAGCAACCGGGCAUGUGUGAGGAUGUUAAAGAGCUGCAGUCCAUGAUCUACAAGCUUUUCCUGCAGCCGGUUUAUAACAAUGGUUCCAGUGGUUAUGGCAGUAUGGGGAGUAACGGCUCUCAUGAGCAGUACAUCAGCGUUGCGUCCUCCAGCGACAGCAACGGAAACAUCUGGGAGGAUUCACACAGACCAAUGACAAUGCAGCAGUUCUGUGCUGAUGUUAAUAAAGUGAAAAACUGGGGCCAGUCAGCAUAUCUAGGCUCCCAGAGGAUGCUCACACCUUUAGGGCCACCCACUGCAGGCACUCAUCUGAACACUGGUCAGAGAAUGGGAAUCAGAGACCACUUUAAGAAGUCUCUGCAGGAAGCCAGAAAACAAUCACACAUUCCAUCCUACCAGCAAAUCAACUGUGUGGACAGUAUCAUCAGAUAUUUGGAAAGCUGUACAACAUCUGCUUUAAAACGCAAGAGCGAGUGUCUAUCCGUAUCUACCUCCUCAUCUUCCUCCAUGAUUGAAGAAGAUAAACCACGAGCAAACGCACAUGAAAAUGCUACAAACACAGAUGCAGAGACUGCACUAGAGGGCGCUGGACCUCCAGACAGACAGGUUUCGGCCAGUUUGGCAACAAGGGCAGCAGAGGUGGGAGACAUUAGGAUCCACACAGAAGCCAUGAGUGUCAUCAGUCAGUGCAGUUACAGCAGCACUAUAGUGCACGUACCUCAACCUGGCUCAGAGGUCAAUGCCUUAGAAGAUGCCCCAAUGGGCAGUGAGCCAACAGACUCCGCCCCCACACCUGCACGCCCCACCCCCAGCACAUGCUCGGCAGCUCAGGAGGAGUUACUCUUGGUGGGCCUCACAAAGGAGGUGCUGUCGGCCCACACCCAGAAAGAGGAGCAGCAAUUUGUGGACCGUUUUCGACACCGUAUCCUGCAGAGUCCCUACAGCUCCUACCUGGAACGGGACAACAGCAGCAUGGCCCACUCGCAUCACAUAGUUGAUGCUGUGCGACCACCGAACAAACGGCCGAAACCAGAGGACUCAUCGGACAGCUACGGCUCACAACCAGGCAACUACUGUUCACUUCCCAGGCCCACGGGCCUACUGCAUUCCUCAUGGCCUUCCUCAGAGUCCUCCCAACCCACUCCACCCAACACUGGCUAUGUUCCACCUGUGCAAAUGGCCCAGCAGCAAGGGAUCCAGCCUGACCAAGUUGUACAGCAACCCAUACAACCUGUUUCCCCCAUCAUGGUUGUUUUCCUUCCUAGCUACACCCCCUACCCUGGCAUGGUUCUGCCGGUUAUGCCCCCAACAGGACCCUGGUUCAUUCCUCAGCCCACUGUCUAUGUCCCACCUGGUGCCCCACUCAUGCCACAGGGUCCUCCUCCACAGGAGCCACCACCAAGGCUCUGGGACACAGGGGUUGGCGCUGCCCCAGUGGUCGAGGAGAAUCCCAACUCCUGGUGUGAGGAAGCUCAACCUACAGCGCUGUUCUCCAGUUCACGCUCCAGCUCGCCGAUCCAGCUGAACUUACUCCAGGAGGAGUUGACCAAACCAACAGAACCCCACACCAGCAACGGUCUGGAGAGUCUGCAUGAGCACCACGCCAAAGCGGAAGAUGCUCCAAGUGAGUCAGGUAACCAAGACGCUAAUUCUACCUCCAGCGAGAUGAUUGAUCAGAUGCUACAGGAGGAUGCCCAAUCAGGGACCGGCUCCAAUGCCUCAGGCAGUGGAUCUGGGGAGUCGGGAGGUUCUCUGGGUUCUGGGUCCGGACUCUGCUCGAACGGAACAUCCACUAGCCAUACUGGCAGCAGCAAGUACUUCGCCAGCAACGAUUCGUCGGAUACGUCGCGGAAGGCUCAGAAGACUGCCGAGGCCCAGGAAAAGGAGCGUACGACCUUUAAGAAACACGUGGACAACCCACUUUGGAGCAUAAUCAAACAAACUCCCAAACCCGUCAUGAUGACCUAUCAGAUCAGCCCCAGGGACCAGGCGCAGGUUCUGCAGGAAGAUCGGGAAAGGCUGCUUCUGAUGCAGCCCAUGCAGCCCUGGUUUACCCAGGAACAGCGGAAAGAGCUUGCUGAUGUUCAUCCCUGGGUCCAACAGCACGUGUUCCCACAGGAGAUCAACACUCAGGGUCGUGUGAGUUGUAACCCCUCCCCCAUGGCACCAGUUGAGGAGCUGACCAUCCAAACCGACGCACCAAACUCACCAACUCCUGAUAGUUUGUCAUCACAGGACAUUAGUCGCAGCACAGACACCUGACGGCGCUUAAGUUCAAGCACACACCAGCACCUCUUGCCCCUUGUGGCCAGGGACUGCAAAGCAAAGAAGGACUUCUAGCGGAUGACGAGUUGCGUGCAAGCGCCACCGUCGCAAUUCCGCCCAAAGGCACGAAACGUGGCAAGUCCUCUGCACUUGGAUCAAACCAUGUAUAGGUCAGACUGACCUCGUUAUUGUACAAAUCCACGAGUGCACUACGGUCGUCAUGUGACUAGCAGUAGUCCAAUACUUUCUCUUUACUCUUUUACUAACAGACCAUGGACCUCAAUAACUGUGAAUAUUUGACUUUAAUUUGCCAAUGAAGUCAUAUUCCUCCCGGUGUUCUUUCUUUUUUUUUCCUCUAUUUUUUUGUAGACUGUUGCCUGAGUGUAUUCUGAUGGAGUAGUUGCAACUCUGCCCAGUGUUUUUAGAAAAGUUUUGUUUAUUAAUGUCCUUUCCUCGACUAAAUCUUAAAAGAAAGGACUUGGUUUAUGAACCAGUACAUCUCCCAGAACUAACAGUUAUAGUUCUAUGUCUGACCACUUGCGUAGACAUGUUUGUAUGCUCUUAUGUCCCCAUAAUGUCUGUCCAAAGUGUCCCUCAGUGCCACUGUGCAGUCCUUAAAGACCACAAGCACUUACUGUCAAAACCAAGAAUAGACAAACAGAAUGAGAAUUGAAGAAUGAGAUUUACAGCUGCUUAUUUACAUUUUUUCAUCUCAAUUAGAUGUUGGUCUCCCAAGUUGGCCAAUUUUUUCUUUUAAAUAGUAGUAAAAUGAGGUGUCAAUUUAAGUUAUUUUGUUGAAAUGAGUCUUUAUUAAAUUUGUCCAGUCUGAAGUUUAAACUGGUCAUUUAAAUGAGGCCUUAAUUUGGUUUCUAACAGUGUGUUAGUUCAUUUUGUCUUCUCUCAAUUUAAAUAGUUUUACACUAUAUAUGUGACAAUAGAUGGAUGUUGAGCAAUGUAUUACUGUGGUAUAAGUCUCUACGUAAUGGUUGUAAUCUGUAGAUACAGACAUUGUUCUCUUGAAUCUAAAUUAGGAAAAUCUGUUAAGAACAUGUCUGGGUCAUAUUUCCCCCAAAAUCACAAGAAAUAAGAAAUUAUAUUUUGCUUACAGAAAAUGAAGCCUAUUUGUGGGACCAUUGAGAUUUUUUUACAUUGUGUGACAAUAUUGACAUUACAAUUAACCCCCUUAAAAAAAGGGGUGUGCUAUUUUGCGUAAAAGGUUUACUCUUAAAACGUUAAAGUCCCCGUAUACACAAGUCAGACAUGUGAGAUAGCAUUUGAAAGCUUAAAAUCUGAACUUUUCAGAGAAUACAAUUACUUCUGCUUUUAUGUUACAUAAAAUAACAAAAAAAAUGAAAUCACUAGCGCCUCCUAGGGGUAAUUUGGUAGAAAGUCUUUUGCAUAGCACUUAAAUGGACAAGUCAUAUUUUAAAUGAAAGCUUUCAUUCUCAGGAAUGUGACUACUAUUUAUUUAUUUAUUUAUUUUUCAUUUCCCUAAUACUACAGUUCAAAAGAUUUAUAAAAAAAUCACAAAGUGAAACCGAAGACAGGUAAUGUUUCCAAGGAGCCAAAAACUUUAUAUCUGCUCUUACCUUUUUCAAAACAUUUUUAAUUUUGUACUUUGUCUGUGAGCUUGCUUGGCUAAAUAAUGUUAUAUCUUAGAUGUCCAAAGAAAAUAUGAAGGCCAAGCAUGCUAAGCAAAUCAUUGUACAAAUAUUUUCGACUAUUGAUGAUAAAAUUGUAUACAUCAUCACAAAGGGGAGGGUCUCAGCUUUCUAAAGACACUUCAAUUGAAUUUCUAUUCAUUUCACAUUUCACAAGUCAUUAAAACACUUUUUUUUUUAACCACUCCACAGAUUUAAUAUAAGCAAACAAUAGUUUUGUCAAGUGAUUUAGGACAUCUACUUUGUGCAUGACAUGAGUAAUUUUUCCAACAAUUGUUUCCAGACAGAUUGUUUCACUUUUAAUUGACUAUAUCACAAUUCCAGUGGGUCAGAAGUUCACAUACACUAAGUUAACUGUGCCUUUAAGCAGCUUGGAAAAUUCCAGAAAACUGUCAAGCCUUUAGCCAAUUAGCUUCUGAUAGGAGGUGUACUGAAUUGGAGGUGUACCUGUGGGUGUAUUUUAAGGCCUACCUUCAAACUCUGUGCCUCUUUGCUUGACAUCAUGGGAAAAUAAAGAAACCAGCUAAGACCUAAAAACAAUUGUGGACCUCCACAAGUCUGGUUCAUCCUUGGGUGCCAUUUCCAAAUGCCUGAAGGUACAAGUUCAUCUGUACAAACAAUAGUACGCAAGUAUAAACACCAUGUUUUAUGGACCAUGCAUCCAUCAUAUCGCUCAGGAAGGAGAUGCAUUCUGUCUCCUAGAGAUGAACGUAGUUUGGUGCGAAAAGUGCAAAUCAACCCCAGAACAACAGCAAAGGAUCUUGUGAAGAUGCUGGAGUAAACAUGUAGACAAGUAUCUAUAUCCACAGUAAAACGAGUCCUAUAUAAAAAUAACCUGAAAGGCUGCUCAGCAGGCCACUGCUCCAAAACCACCAUAAAAAAAAGCCAGACUACAGUUUGCAAGUGCACAUGGGGACAAAGAUCUUGCUUUUUAUGUCCUUUUUGGCCAUAAUGACCAUUGUUAUGUUUGGAGGAGUGGCAGCAUCAUGUUGUGGGGGUGCUUUUCUGCAGUAGGGACUGGUGCACUUCACAAAAUAGAUGGCAUCAUGAAGAAGGAAAAUUAUGUGGAUAUAUUGAAGCAACAUCUCAAGACAUCAGCCAGGAAGUUAAAACUCUGUAAGCAAAUGGGUCUUUCAUAUGGACAAUGACCCCAAGCAUACUUUGCAUCUUUGGAGGCAAAAUUGUGGCAAAAUGGCUUAAAGACAACAAAGUCAAGGUAUUGGAGUGGCCAUCACAAAGCCCUGACCACAAUCUGAUUGAAAAUUUGUGGGCAGAACUGAAAAAGCAUGUACGAGCAAGAAGGCCUAAAAGCCUGACUCAGGUACACCAGUUCUGUCUGGAGGAAUGGGACAAAAUUCCAGCAACUUAUUUUGAGAAGCUUGUGGAAGGAUACCCAAAACAUUUGACCCAAUUCAAACAAUUUAAAGGUAAUGCUACCAAAUACUAACAGUCUAUGUAAACCUCUGACCCACUGGGAAAGUGAUGAAAGUUAUAAAAGCUGAAAUAUAUAAUUCUCUCUACUAUUAUUCUGACACUUCACAUUCUUAAAAUAAAGUAGAGAUCCUAACUAAGACAGGGAAUGUUUUCUAUGAAUAAAUCCGGAGUUGAAAUGUAUUUGGCUAAGGUGUAUGUAAACUUCUGAUUUCAACUGUGUAUGUGUGUGUGUGUGUGUGUGUGUGUGUGUGUGUGUAUAUAUAUAUAUAUAUAUAUAUAUAUAUAUAUAUAUAUAUAUAUA